This is a messenger RNA of Bufo bufo (common toad), 1214 nucleotides long. Its product is annotated as N-formyl peptide receptor 3-like. Gene Ontology annotation, molecular function: N-formyl peptide receptor activity; complement receptor activity. Gene Ontology annotation, cellular component: plasma membrane. Gene Ontology annotation, biological process: inflammatory response; complement receptor mediated signaling pathway; positive regulation of cytosolic calcium ion concentration. Bases 100 to 1185 code for a protein of 361 amino acids. Lineage: Eukaryota; Metazoa; Chordata; Amphibia; Anura; Bufonidae. The record is from RefSeq and is a predicted model, not a curated record. The transcript has 3 exons.
UGUAGAGGAGACAGGGCGAGGACCUACAAGACCAUCUCUUCAAAAGUAGCAGGAUUUUCCAGUAUAGGCAUUGACUCUGGGUGGACAAGAAAAGCCGAUAUGGAGCUGAGUAAUGACACUCUGCCAAACUUGAUUGCGGAUUAUGGGAAUUUGAGUUUCAGUGACCUAUGGGAUUCAAUCUUCAACCUCACAGUAGUAGAUGACAGCGAAGAUACCACGUAUAUUUUCUCUACUAUAUUUGAACACAUACCCACCAUGUGCAUCAUAUGGUACAGCAUCACUUUAAUUUUGGGGGUCAUCGGAAAUGCUUUGGUCAUCUGGAUUGCCGGCUUCAGGACAAGGACUGUCAAUGCCGUGUGGUUUCUCAACUUGGCCAUCGCAGAUUUCAUCACAUGCAUCUCUCUUCCUUUACGUAUUUCAGAGUGGGCUUUGUACUGGGAAAUCAACUAUGAUCAUUUCUUGUGUAAAACUGGUAUUACUAUUUUGUUCAUAAAUAUGUUAUGUAGUGUGUAUUUUCUAACCGUCAUCAGCAUUGAUCGAUGUGUCUGCGUUUUAUGGCCAGUAUGGACUAAAGCUCACAGGACUCCUCGUUUGGCCACCAUCAUUUCCUUACUUAUUUGGCUGUUGACUCUUAUUUUAAGCGUCCCUUAUGUAGUAUUUAACCAUGCUUUCGAUUAUGUUACUGAGUGUUUUCCGAAAUAUGCUGAUGUUUAUGAAACUCACACAUUGAAGAAAAGAUAUGCCAUGUUCAUCACCAAAAAUAUUUGCAUGUUCGCUGUUCCCUUUUCCGUUAUUCUUCUCUCAUACUCAACACUUUUUUUCCAGCUGAGAAAAAUUAGAAGAUCCAGUAAGUUGCAAAGGCCUUUUCGAGUCAUCACCACUGUCAUCAUAAGUUUCUUCAUCUGCUGGUUUCCAUAUAACACAUGGCCAUUAGUACAAAUCAGUUUUAGAUACUGGAAAACAGAUAUGGUCAUCACAGAAGUCACUGUCUGCCUGGCUUACUUUAGUAGUUGUAUCAACCCCAUUCUUUACAUUUUAUUUUCCCAAGAUUUCCAAAAACACUUUGUAAAGUCCAUACCGACCAUGUUGGAGAAACUUUUUAAUGAAAGGUCAGAUAUUGACUGUGGAGUCAAUACAGCUAUCACCAUGUCUAAAACCGUAAACCAUGUUUCUUCAAUCUUAUGAAUGAUGUAGGAAUACAUUUUUGUACAUUU